AUGCUGUUUCUCAGGGACUUGAAGGCGAACAACAAGAGGCCGUGGCUUAAGGCACACGAUGGAGAGUACAGAAGAGCGUUGAAGGAUUGGCAGUCGUUUGUCGAAGCGACAACGCAGACGCUUAUUGAAGUCGACGAGACCAUCCCCGAAUUGCCCGCCAAGGACGUCAUAUUUCGCAUUCACCGUGAUAUUCGCUUCAGCAAAGAUCCCACACCAUACAAGCCUCACUUUUCCGCUGCGUGGUCUCGCACGGGUCGCAAAGGUCCCUACGCGGUGUACUACAUUCAUUGCGAACCCAAGUCCGCCUUCAUCGGCGGCGGUCUCUGGCAUCCGGAGGCGGCGUACCUGACGAAGCUGCGGCAGAGCAUCGACGAAAGGCCUCAGAGGUGGCGCCGAGCCUUUGCUGACCCGCUCUUCAAGAAGGAGUUUUUCCCUUCAGUCAAGGACAAGGAUGGGAUCGAGGGCGUAGUCAAGGCUUUUGUGGCGAAGAAUCAAGAGAAUGCUCUGAAAAAGAAACCAAUGGGCUACGAAGUCACACAUCGCGAUAUAGAGCUCCUCAAGCUCCGAAACUACACUGUCGGGACCAAGAUUGACGACGAUCUGCUAAGUAGUGAUAAUGCGCAGGCAAAACUCAAGGAGAUACUGAGGGGCCUGUCUGGUUUUGUUACUUUUCUUAAUAGCGUUGUUAUGCCUGAUCCUAAUCUCGACGACGAUGAGAGUGAUGAUGAAGACGACGAGGGGGGCGAGGAGCAGCAUAGCGGUGACGAAGAAGAGGACGAAGAAUAA
Molecule: messenger RNA, 786 nt
Organism: Trichoderma harzianum CBS 226.95
Lineage: Eukaryota; Fungi; Ascomycota; Sordariomycetes; Hypocreales; Hypocreaceae
Exons: 5
Coding region: 1-786 (261 amino acids)
Source: RefSeq, a predicted model, not a curated record